Messenger RNA from Dromaius novaehollandiae (emu), 2835 nucleotides. RefSeq names its product pre-mRNA processing factor 3 (gene PRPF3). Gene Ontology annotation, biological process: mRNA splicing, via spliceosome. Bases 205 to 2301 code for a protein of 698 amino acids. The record is from RefSeq and is a predicted model, not a curated record. Gene Ontology annotation, cellular component: U4/U6 x U5 tri-snRNP complex. Lineage: Eukaryota; Metazoa; Chordata; Aves; Casuariiformes; Dromaiidae. The transcript has 17 exons.
CCGGCACCCCCCGCGCGGGCGCGCGCAGGCGCCGUGCGGCCGUUUCCGCUUCCGCCCCGACGUGCCGUCGCCGUCCGGGCCCUGCCGCCGCCGCCGCCCGGGCCGGGCCCUGCGCCGCCGCCGCGGGAGUGCCGAGGCCGGGCCCCGCCGCGGGGGGAGGCCGCGCGGUACAAGCAAGAAUAUUAAAAUCAGCUGCUAGCCAAGAUGUCGCUCUCCAAAAGGGAGCUGGACGAGCUGAAGCCAUGGAUCGAGAAGACGGUGAAGCGAGUUCUGGGCUUCUCGGAGCCCACCGUGGUGACGGCGGCGCUGAACUGCGUCGGCAAGGGAAUGGACAAAAAGAAAGCGGCCGACCACCUCAAGCCCUUUCUCGAUGAUUCCACUCUGAGGUUUGUGGACAAGCUCUUCGAAGCGGUGGAGGAAGGCCGAAGCUCCAGGCACUCCAAAUCGAACAGUGACCGGAAUCGAAAGCGAGAGCUGAAGGAUGUGUUUGGCGAUGACUCUGAGGUCUCCAAGGAAUCUUCUGGUGUCAAGAAGCGACGCAUACCGCGAUUCGAGGAGGUUGAGGAUGAGCCUGAGGUUAUUCCAGGUCCGCCUUCGGAGAGCCCCGGGAUGCUCACCAAGCUGCAGAUCAAACAGAUGAUGGAGGCAGCCACCCGUCAGAUCGAGGAGAGGAAAAAGCAGCUGAGUUUCAUCAGUCCUCCGACGCCACAGCCAAAAAUUUCUUCUUCAUCCCAAUCCGAACGUCUCCCCAUCGGCAACACUAUCCAGCCCUCCCAGGCAGCAACGUUCAUGAACGAUGCCAUCGAGAAGGCCAGGAAAGCUGCCGAGCUGCAAGCCCGAAUUCAGGCUCAGCUGGCCUUGAAACCAGGGCUUAUAGGCAACGCCAACAUGGUGGGGCUGGCUAAUCUGCACGCCAUGGGGAUUGCACCUCCAAAGGCAUUACCUGGACAGAUGAGAGCUUUCACAAAUCAUAGGAAGGUGGAACUGAAGGAUCAGACAAAGCCUACGCCGCUGAUCUUGGAUGAGCAAGGCCGAACUGUUGAUGCGACUGGUAAAGAGAUUGAAUUGACUCACCGCAUGCCAACCCUAAAAGCAAACAUCCGAGCUGUGAAGAGAGAGCAGUUCAAACAGCAGCUUAAAGAAAAGCCCUCCGAAGACAUGGAGUCGAACACUUACUUUGACCCUCGGGUCUCCAUAACCCCAGCCCAGCGUCAGAAACGCACCUUUAAGUUCCAUGAAAAAGGCAAAUUUGAGAAAAUUGCGCAGAGGUUGCGAACGAAGGCGCAGCUAGAAAAACUGCAGGCAGAGAUCUCUCAGGCUGCCAGGAAGACCGGGAUACACACUUCUACCAAGUUGGCCCUUAUCACCCCCAAAAAGGAGCUGAAAGAGGGGGAGAUCCCGGAGAUAGAGUGGUGGGACUCCUACAUCAUCCCUAACGGCCUCGACUUAGCAAGAGGAACACCAUCAAAGAGAGAAGAAUACUUCGGGAUCACAAACCUUGUGGAGCACCCAGCGCAGCUAAAUCCCCCAGUGGACAGUGACACGCCAGUGACCCUGGGCGUUUAUUUAACUAAAAAAGAGCAGAAGAAGUUACGGCGACAGACCCGGAGGGAAGCACAGAAGGAGCUGCAGGAGAAAGUCAGGCUGGGCUUGAUGCCACCGCCAGAGCCCAAAGUAAGAAUUUCCAACUUGAUGCGAGUGCUGGGGACAGAAGCUGUUCAGGACCCAACGAAAGUCGAAGCUCAUGUUAGAGCACAGAUGGCAAAGAGACAGAAAGCUCAUGAAGAAGCAAAUGCUGCAAGAAAGCUAACAGCAGAACAACGAAAAGCGAAGAAAGUUAAAAAGCUCAAAGAAGAUAUUUCACAGGGAGUUCACAUAGCUGUGUACAGGGUCAGAAAUUUGAGCAAUCCAGCAAAAAAAUUCAAAAUUGAGGCGAACGCUGGCCAGCUGUACUUAACAGGCGUGGUGGUUUUACACAAAGACGUCAACGUGGUGGUGGUAGAAGGAGGCCCGAAAGCACAGAAGAAAUUCAAACGUCUUAUGCUCCAUCGAAUAAAAUGGGAUGAGCAAACAUCAAACACAAAGGGAGAGGAUGAUGACGAGUCUGAUGAGGAAUCUGUUAAGAAAACAAACAAAUGCUCUCUGGUUUGGGAGGGCACAGCAAAGGAUCGCAGCUUUGGCGAAAUGAAAUUUAAGCAGUGCCCCACUGAGAACAUGGCACGGGAGCACUUUAAAAAGCACGGAGCAGAGCACUACUGGGACCUGGCCCUGAGCGAGUCCGUGCUGGAAUCCACAGACUGAGGGUGCUGCCGCCCCCAGCAUUCCUGUUCGCUUGAGAACGAUACCUCGCGGGAACUUGGACGAGCCCCUUCCUCCCCUCCGGUCUCCACAGUACAAGGCAUAUGAUUAAAGAAAUAUUUUUUAAAACAAACCACAGUUACACUUGUUUUCUGGAUGAAUUCAGCUCUUGGAGCUCGCGGUGCGAAACCGCUGGAUGGUAGCAGCCAGCCGCAAGGCUGCCGUCAGCUGUGCUUGUAGGUGUCUCUUGCUUUCUCUGGAAAGGAUUCAGUUUUGGGGUAGUGGGAGAGAAACUGUUUUCAGAACUAUCUGUAGUCCUUCAGGAAAAACGAGCGGUCUCAGACUGAGGUACUAGCGCCUCGCUCCUGGCCAGGGUGCUUGGUGCCUGUAAAGGGCGUUUCCUCGCUGGGGAAGCGGUUUGGGUGAGCCCCGUGGUCAAGAGGGCAGGUAAGGAGCGGUGGAGUUUGUAAAGCAGAGUAGGAGACGGGGACUUAGCCCACAUCCUAUAUUUACAUAAUAAACUUUUUUUAAAAGGAA